CCACCAUGUUCUCGCAGAUAUAUCGCGGAGUCGACACACUCGACAGCGGUUUCCGAUGGUGGAAGGGUUAGAUGGACUGAUGGAGAGAGAUUUUUACGGAUAUGCGACGGCUUUGUUUUCAUCGGAUGAAAAAGAAUAAAAAUGGCGUCUAAUGGAUAGUAGUGGGACAAUCAAUCAGACGACGAAGUCUACCUGAGCCUGAGUGGCAACGAUGUGUGAGUACAGGUUUUUUUCAAUAUGUUCUGCCUAAAACGUUCUUUGCGAUAUGCACUACCUAGCGACCAGCGCAGUAGCCUCGAUCACGCUGAUGUCUUUACUCCCUGCCGCGGACUGCGUUUCGGCGACUUCUUCGGCCUAUGUGUAACAGUAUAAAGGCAUAUCGAGCAGUCGCUCGAUCAGGCAUCAACAUCCGCCGCCUUAGCUUCAGCCGACAGCUGAUGCCCAUCAGAUGCUGUUUGUUUCCACAAAACAAGAACCCGAGGAAGCCCAGAUGAUCUACGCGUAUAGAAGCUGUUUAUUUAAAAAAUAUUCAGAGCUCAUACAAGGUCGAGCAAAAGAAAAUCCUGUUGAUGGAAUUUAACUUCUUAAUCAAUGCUCACUAUCAAGCUCAUCAAUGCGAUAAUUGGGUAUGCACAUGGAAGAUAACGCAGCAGUUCAGGUAUGACUUCGAACGGAGUUAUUGGUGCCAUGUGCAAAAAAAACCGAUUCCGUAGCAGUUCAGUUAUCACGUCGCCAGAGAACCGGAUAAAUCAAAAGCUCAUCAUGCAUGGGAUGUCAUUUCACUGGGGUUUCGGAGAAACCAUAUUAUUUGAAGGAUGGAAGACUACAGACGUAGGUGGAAUAGUCGGUUCGAUGGUGGGUGUCAUCUUACUGGGUAUGAUUUAUGAAGCACUGAAAAACUAUAGGGAAUACCUCAAUGUCAGUAAUGCAGUACACAACCCGAAGGAAGCAUUAUCAAGAAAUGAGGCGAUGUUUUCACUUAUACAUGUAGUGCAAACGCUUCUUCAAGGAAUUCAGAUUAUCGUUGGUUACUUCCUCAUGUUUAUAUUCAUGACGUACAAUACUUAUCUGUGCAUCGCUGUCGUGGCUGGCUCAAUGCUGGGCUACUUUUUGUUCGCUUGGAAAAAUUCGAAAUGCGACAUUAGCGAAUGCUGCUCGUAAUACGAUCUGUAAUUUUGAUACUCUUGGAUGUAAAUUUUUUGGACAAACUUUCAAGACUUUUUUACUGCUAUAUUCUCGAUCUCGAUGAAUGUUUGAAGUCGACAUUUUAUGUUCUCUCGUCCGAAGCUAGUAGAAAGGGUAACGACUAACAAGACAAAUAGAGUCGUAUGAAUAUAUAGUAUUGCUAAUAGUCAUUUUAAGGCGAUAUAAUAAUUAUUUUAUAUAGGAUUUAAUUAGUUGUAGGUGCAGUUUGUGCAUCAUUGUUUGUUAUUAGUUGUAAUUGUGUGCAUUUAUUACUUUUGAUUAUUGUUGUUUAAUGAUUGUUAAUAAAUUUGUAAAAACUUGCUGCAAAAAUCGUAA
This is a messenger RNA of Nasonia vitripennis (jewel wasp), 1521 nucleotides long. Its product is annotated as high affinity copper uptake protein 1-like. Gene Ontology annotation, biological process: copper ion transmembrane transport. Gene Ontology annotation, molecular function: copper ion transmembrane transporter activity. The transcript is spliced from 7 exons. The record is from RefSeq and is a predicted model, not a curated record. Bases 661 to 1161 code for a protein of 166 amino acids. NCBI's taxonomy places the organism in Eukaryota, Metazoa, Arthropoda, Insecta, Hymenoptera, Pteromalidae. Gene Ontology annotation, cellular component: membrane.